AUGCCUCCAGGGAAGCAUAAAUCAAAACUAAAAACAGCCAAUGCUCCGAACGUUAUCAAGCCUCGUCCCAUACCCAUCUUCCUAUCGAGAUAAGGAUCUCGUGUUGAGGGCCAAACCAACAAUUCCAAUCUGAAACCAAAUCCACUUCUAUCCAGACAACCCUCCCAAUCCCAAAUGUAGGAGCAUUCCGACCAUAUAGAUAUUCAGUACAACACCAGGAAAUUCAAUGUUACACUCAUGGUCUAAUAGGAAAACAAAAAUUAUACACUAGGUGAUAUCAAUUGCAAACUCACAGACGAUAAUCGAGUGUGGAUUUACGAUCUCAUCAAAACCCUCAAGGAUAUGCAAAUUGAUGCAGUAGAUCAUCUCAAAAAUAGCACCAUUUAAAUCUUAAAUGAGGAAGAGACACAAAACCUAGUUAAUCACGCCCUCUAUACCCCAAACUUGGUUGUAUAUGAAAACCUCGGUGUCGACCCUCUGAAUCAAGAUACUUUUUUCAAAGUCAACGAAGAUCAAAUCAAAUUGCAAUUAAAAAUCAGACCUUCCAAAAUCAGCUUAUUAGACACCAUUCUAGAGCAAUAGCCAAAUGAAGAAACCAAUUCAAAGAAAAAUUAAAAAACUAAGCAGAGGACUCUCUCGCAAGUCGUUGAAAGAGUGGCACUCUGGAGAAGACUCUACACCGGCUUUUACGAUUAGAACAAGACAUUUGUGUAGAUGUCUUUAGACAAGGCUGCUGAAAAAGUUGGAAUUUCCAAGAAGACUUUAGAUGACUAUCUAUUGUAGAUUCGAUAUGGAAAGCGUUAUGGUUUCGACUUCAAAAAAAACAGCAAUGAAGGCAUCAGCAAAUUGAGACAAUUUGUCAAAUCGAAAAAAGAAAAUAAGAAAAAUGAUACAUGAUAAACAUAUUAAGCAAAUAAAUCCACUUAAUAACUAUUAAUAAU
Paramecium tetraurelia is the source of this 941-nucleotide messenger RNA. RefSeq lists its product as uncharacterized. Lineage: Eukaryota; Ciliophora; Oligohymenophorea; Peniculida; Parameciidae. The record is from RefSeq and is a predicted model, not a curated record. The transcript has 5 exons.